CGUGAACCAUAAUCCUUCCAAAUAAAGGAAUCCCGUCCCAUAUCCUGGUUGGCCAGCGGUGAAAAAGGCAAUUUUACCCAUUUUCCUACCGCCUGCAAUCCGGCUACCCGUAGCACAGUACCCGCACGAUGGCAACACAAACAGCAACAGCAGCAUCUGCGGCCGGCAGCACGAGCAGCAAACCAAAGGAGAAAAAAAGCCAGGAAAUAAUUGCAGCCGAAUUUCAGCAGCUGCGAAACCAGCAACUAAAUUUGGUCAACAACUUGAACGCGAUCGAGAUGGAUCUAAAAGAGCACAAAACCGUCAUCGACACAUUGAAAACGGUGGACCCUAGUCGAAAAUGUUUCCGAUUAGUUGGCGGCGUGCUGGUGGAACAAACCGUCGCGGUGGUGCUACCACAGCUCGAGCUGAACAAAAGCCAGCUGGAAAAGCUGAUCGAGGAAGGCAAGGAGCAGAUUACGAAGAAGGGAUUCGAGAUUAACCAAUACAAGGAUGAGCACAAUAUUAAAAUGCGGGGCCAGGAACCGUCACAACCAGCAGCGAGCGAGAAGGAAAGUGCGGCCGAUGAGAAAUCGUCCGGCAAUCGGAAUGUGCUGGUAGGCAACCUAUAGGAAGGUUGUGCCCGUUGAUGUGUUGCGUG
Anopheles maculipalpis is the source of this 640-nucleotide messenger RNA. It is a transcript of the gene Pfdn2, whose product is annotated as probable prefoldin subunit 2. Lineage: Eukaryota; Metazoa; Arthropoda; Insecta; Diptera; Culicidae. The coding region runs from base 129 to 611 and encodes 160 amino acids. The transcript has 2 exons. Gene Ontology annotation, molecular function: protein folding chaperone. The record is from RefSeq and is a predicted model, not a curated record. Gene Ontology annotation, cellular component: prefoldin complex; cytoplasm. Gene Ontology annotation, biological process: protein folding.